ACCAUGGAUACUCGCCGAACACAAUCCAGUGGUUUCCGAAGUCAUGGGUUAGUCCGUGUCUCCGUCCAAAAAGGCAUUUCCAGAGCCCGUCCCUCCCAUCGAAUUUCCACCAUAAAGAAAAGCUCGGCUGAAUCACUGUCUACACUACAACCCGUCCAGAAACAUCUAACCGCAUCUCUACCACUUCAUCAAGGAAAAGACACAAACACCGAGAUCGAUGCCACUGUGAAGGGAAACAGCUACUUCGGGCAUCACUGCUUACCUUCCAUCCUCCAGAAAACCCAGGAGACUAUUCUGUCAUCAUCAUUAUUUACCUCACUGAAAGGCAAAGAGAACAUGUUGCCAGGCAAUGACUCCAUUGCACGCGCUGUUAUUCUUGGAAUGGUUGGUCUCCUAGCAACAGGUUCCGGAAAACGUAACAAAAUGGAAGCGUGAGGAAUAAUCCGUGACCAAAAGACGUAGGGUCUGUCUUUGUGCAUGGUGAUAUUUAUAGACACUGUGUAUUUCGAUACACGUUGCGAUCCACCAACCCGCAGGCAGUGACGUCAUACCUAGAGACUUCAUUAUCCAUUCUCAUGUUCACAGAAGUAAUAUUGACACGAAAAUGUAAGUCUCCACUGCCAUGCAACAUUUCUUACUGCUGAUGUCAAUAAAAUACUUAGACGUUGAAGAGCACCAUGUGAUUGUCUAUAGUACAAUUCGAGUGGUAUUCACAAAGUACAAAAAUAUUAUUUUUUACAUCUUUCAUGAAUACAUGUAUUUUUUUUAAAAGGAUGAAAUGCUAACCAAUUACAAGAUUAGAUUUAUCACUUAAUGAGGUAAUAACGGCAUUUUCCGCUUCAAAACCGCCUCGUUGAAUAUGAUGCUUUAUGCACAAAUGUUCACUGGACAUAUAUAUGAUACCAAUAUUGGCUUUCCUCUUGGGAAGAAGUCGUGAAUACUGCGUGUACAUAGCUAUUCCCUAUCCUUAGUAUACAUCUGUAUAUACAACGUAAUAAAAUGUCUCAGAUUC
Haliotis rubra (blacklip abalone) is the source of this 1012-nucleotide messenger RNA. RefSeq lists its product as uncharacterized. The record is from RefSeq and is a predicted model, not a curated record. Bases 4 to 435 code for a protein of 143 amino acids. The transcript is spliced from 4 exons. NCBI's taxonomy places the organism in Eukaryota, Metazoa, Mollusca, Gastropoda, Lepetellida, Haliotidae.